This is a messenger RNA of Paraglomus occultum, 274 nucleotides long. NCBI's taxonomy places the organism in Eukaryota, Fungi, Glomeromycota, Glomeromycetes, Paraglomerales, Paraglomeraceae. The record is from the annotation of a GenBank genome assembly.
AUGAAAAUCCAAUUCACCGCCACCUUUGCUAUCGUACUCUUGGCUUUGACCAGCUAUACUCAAGCACAAGGACGAUUCUUCCCUGUACCAGGAGGACCCUGCACAGUCUUUCUUCAAGGAAAUUUUGCACACCAAACUGGUAAUGGAGUAAGCUCCGGCUGUUUCGGGCUCGAUGAAACUGACCCUAUUCGGACUAUCAACGUUGGUCCAGCCGUGUCUAGCUGGACUCUCUUCUCUGACUUUAACUGCCAAGGGAACACACUUGCUAGUUCUG